Molecule: messenger RNA, 335 nt
Organism: Propithecus coquereli (Coquerel's sifaka)
Lineage: Eukaryota; Metazoa; Chordata; Mammalia; Primates; Indriidae
Product: heat shock transcription factor, X-linked-like
Exons: 4
Source: RefSeq, a predicted model, not a curated record
CCACCGACCACCUAGAAGAUCGAACAUCUCUGAAUGAGGACAGCCAGGAGAUACCAAAGAACCAAGACCCUGACGGUCCCACCAGGCAAAUCAGGAGCGAGUCUGCUCUGCAGGCAACUCCCUUGAGGAAUGACGACCUCCAAGUUCCUCUUUUGCCUGUGCCCGUCAUGGCUGCUGGGCCUGCUGCCUCCAUGGCCAUGUUCCCUCAUCCCCCGACUUUGUUUCACUGCUGUCCCAACUGCUGCUGUGUCUCAGAAUACGUGCCAGGUGUUGAACGGCCACAGGUGUACCCAGACUAUGCCGACCUCCACAGAUACACGAAGACUUCAGCGUAA